AUGUCUGCACCGUCCCCGGGAAAUCCAGUCCAACCAAGGCGCUCUGCCUUGAAGAUGGACGGUGACGGCGAGAGGGCACCCCCUUCAAGUGCGCCAGUCAAAGGUUGGUACUUUCCCUUCCUACUCGUCACCCCCCCAGCCGUCUGUUUUACGCCCUCAGCUAGCGCGUGGCAGAAUUGGCAAGAAGCCAUCUCUCAUUUGCCCAAGCCCAUUCGUGUGGCACUUGAAACGCGCAGUCUUAUCGCCCAGGAAACACAACCUGCUCCGGCCAUCCCAAUCGCUGAGCCCCAGUCCUCAUCAUCUCCCGACGAGUCACAGGUGAAGAAGCAAUUUUCUGCGGGUGUUGCCAAGCGGCUCAGUGGACGGCCUCCUCUAUCUACUACCCCUUCGCGGUCUUCUACCCUCAGUCAGUUUAGCAUGGAAAGCGGUCCUGAUUCUGCACCCGUUACCCCCGCCGCCUCUGCCGAAGAUCCCCAGAGCCACCAACCCCAUUCUCAUCACCGUCACCGGCUGGAUCUGGGCACCGAGCGGCUCUUAUCCCAGGUGGCAGAGUGGCUCGAACGGGAGAAGACUAAGAAGAAGAACCAGGGGUCCCGGAGGCCCCAUUUACGGCGGAGAUCACCCCCCAGCAAUGUCGACAUUCCAACCCCAGCCCCUGGUAGAGCCCGAGCCGACUCCAUUGAGUCUGACUCGAGCGAAGUGUCCCUCGACCGGCUGCAGAGAAUCCUGGACGACAACGCGGCCGCCCUGGGCUUGAAUUCCCUCUCACAGCUCGUCUCACGUUUUGGGCGGAGACACCGGAGGAAAUCGUCGAGUAAAACUUUCGCCCGGACCGCGUCGUCCGACACCGAGUGGUUCGACGGCGAUGUCGUGGUCCCAGGAUGCGAUGCCGUGCUCGACAACUCCAAAACUCUUGCUUAUACCGGUGGCAAAGCCGGCGCCGACGAUUCUGCCUCCAUCUCGAGCCGCAAAGAGGAGAAGGAAAGGCAGAACUGGACCGCGUUCAAGAACGAGAUCAUCCGUCUGGCGCACACCCUACGGCUCAAAGGCUGGAAGCGCGUUCCGCUAGAUAGCGGCGAGAGCAUCUCGGUUGAACGCCUUAGCGGGGCCUUGACCAACGCUGUCUACGUGGUUUCGCCGCCCUCCGACUCCCUUUUACCCCGGGAACCCGGCAAGAAACAACCGGGCAAGGUACUGCUGAGAAUCAUACGGGCCCCAAGUGGAGCAUCUGAUCGACCGAGAGAACGAGCUGAGGCAGUGCUUAGGCGGCUCGCCCGCAAGAAGAUCGGCCCUCGGCUCCUGGGGACGUUCCAGAAUGGUAGGUUCGAACAGUACCUGAAUGCCACCGCACUCACCCCGGGGAGCAUGCGGGAGCCCGAAACAUCCAGGCAGAUUGCCAAACGAAUGCGGGAGCUGCACGACGGAGUUGAGCUGCUUAGCGAGGAGAGGGACCAGGGGCCGGGGGUGUGGAAGAACUGGGACAAGUGGCUCAGCCAGGUCGAGAAGACAGUCUUGUUCCUCGAUAGACAGAUUCUUUCCAAUUCCCAGAGCCUGCCAGCCGCGCAUGGCUUCGUCUGUGGCGUGCAGUGGCCCGUCUUCAAAGCCCUCGUAGACAAGUACCGCCGCCAUCUAGAAGCCCAUUACGGUAACGCCAAAAACAUGCGCGACAAGCUCGUUUUUGCCCACAACGAUGUAAGCUCCUCUCAUCUUCGUCGCCGCUCGAACCACCCGCCUAACCCAGUGCCUCCACAGACCCAAUAUGGCAACAUUCUCCGCGUGCGGCCCGAUGACCAGAAAUCACCGCUCCUCCAGCCCGCCAACGAACACAAGCAGCUCGUCGUCAUCGACUUUCGAGUACGCCGCCGCCAACUUGCCCGGCCUCGAAUUCGCGAACCACUUUUACCGAGUGGGCCUACAAUUACCACGACCCCGUCGGCCCUACGCUUGCGACACGACGCGUUACCCGACCCCGGACCAGCAGCACCACUUCCUCCAUCGUCGAGUUCAUGCUGGAUGCGCGCGUACCCGCAGGCGGCUGGAAAGGAGGAGGAGCGCAAGGGCGAGGAGGUCGUUUCGGGCAGGGUGGAGGCGCUGCUUGAAGAGACUAGGCUGUGGCGCACGGCCAACAGCGCGCAGUGGGUUGCCUGGGGGAUUGUGCAGGCCAAGGUUCCGGGGUUGGAGGGUGCUGACGGGGAGAGUGGUGCUGGGGAGGUUGAGGGCGGGGUGGAGAAGGGGGAAGCCGCUAACGGGGAGACGGAGAGCGAGGAUGAUGCGGAAGAGGAGUUCGAUUACCUCUCUUAUGCCCAGGAGCGGGCCCUCUUCUUCCUUGGGGAUUGUGUCUUGCUGGGGCUGGUCAAGGCUGAGGAGCUGGGCGAGGAGGUGCGCUCGAGGAUCAAGUUGGUGGAGUACUAG
Molecule: messenger RNA, 2412 nt
Organism: Chaetomium globosum CBS 148.51
Lineage: Eukaryota; Fungi; Ascomycota; Sordariomycetes; Sordariales; Chaetomiaceae
Exons: 3
Coding region: 1-2412 (803 amino acids)
Biological process (GO): phosphatidylethanolamine biosynthetic process; phosphatidylcholine biosynthetic process
Cellular component (GO): cytoplasm
Molecular function (GO): ethanolamine kinase activity; choline kinase activity
Source: RefSeq, a predicted model, not a curated record